CGUCAGGUCGAUCAUCUGGCUGAGUGCUGACACGUGCUUCUGUUUACUUCAUUUGGUGCGAGUUGUUUUGUUCGGUUUGCGUUCAAUCUCUAUUUUAUUAAUACAAAAAUACAAAAAUGGGAGGAAACUCGAGAAAAUUUAAAAAAGCUGAAAAAAGUAAAAUCAAAUUGAAAAGUGCUCUUAAAGGCGCCAAGCUACCGAAAGGUACCAAUGUCACAAAGACUAAUUUCAAAGUGCGGAAGAUUGUAAUCCCGGAUCAGAUUAAGCAACGGAACCUAACGGAUGCCAAUGUCUUGUCUAGCCGUAGUUUGACCGUUAAGGACUGCCUCGCAAAAUUGAAGCACACAAAUUCAACAGCCAAGUGCGACGGCCUCCGUGGUAUACGGGAAAUCCUCGCCAAACUACCUACGGAAGUCACAGACAAUCACUUAAGCACGGCUAUCAAGUCGAUCGCCAGCAUCUCCAUCGAUAUAGAACGGGAUGUGCGUAGAGAUUGCUACAAAACACUGGGAGUGCUAUUCGCCGCCGCCGGACAGGAUAAUGUACAUCCGUUCUUCGACGUUCUGUUGUCCUUCCUGCGGUGCGCAAUGACUCACAUCCAGCCGAGGAUUCAGGAAGAUUCGUUACUAUUGUUGGACACCUAUCUGCAGCAUUUGCCGCAGCUUAUUCUGUUGAAUAGGGACAAAAUUUUCCCGCAAUUCCUGGACAUGAUAUCUAAGUUGCGUAGCGAAUCAAAACCGGAACGGACGUUGACGUUGAGCCUGAAUAAGCAAUCAACAAAUACCAAGUGGCGAACGCGCGUGCUGAUGCGUUUGAUUGGUAUGCUGCGGAUAUUGAUUGAUAGUAAGAAAAGUCAAGGAGUGGAGGCGACGGUUGAGAACGAACCCAUGGAAACCGACGAUAAAGAUAAUCCCUUUACCACUAAAUCGAUCCACGUAUCGGCUAUUGCUCAACCCAUCAACAACGUCUUCGACUACCGAGAACAGCUGCACUUCCCCCUGGUUCGCCAUCGUCUGUACCAGCCCUGUCAAUUGACCUGCCUGUUCCGAAAGUCCAUCGGUGAAGGCAAACUGUCGCUGUCCGACCAGAUCGACGAAGGACGCAAGCUGAAAACCUACGUGCAAAUGUUGAUGCCAUUGCUGUUCGAGUCGUGGCUCGAAGUCCGUCCCACGUCCGCUGGUGGCGAAACGAUCGAACACGUGCUGUCUCAUGAGGGGGCCACCACUUUGGGCCUUCUGUUGGAUAUUGCUAUCCAACUUUGGGAGCUGAUCGUAAUUUACGGCCAGGAGACGAACAACGUCGAUAUGACCCGCUGGUUCCGGGAGCAAUACUCUGAAGAUUUCUGUAAUCAUAUCUUGAAGGGUUUCCCGUUUUAUCAGAGUCCGGGAUCAACAGGUGGGAAGGGUCGUAACGCAGCUCAAAUGCCAGACGAUCCAAAGGAACGGAAUGUCGACGAGAAGUGUUAUCAGCAGAACUUCAACAUUUGCUAUUUGUAUUGCUGCUUGAACGAGAACUUCCGUUCAGACCAUAGCAAGAACUAUGACAAAGUCGUCAACUAUGUGGAAAGGUGCGUCAACAACUGGAAAUUCCGUUCGCCAGAGGUGAACUCUCUUCUGCUUAAGGUUUUGCGUUACAUGUUACUUGAAACGGACCACGCCUCGGUAAAUAAGAAUACAAGAGGACUGUUGAAAACAUUGCUAGAGGUCUACAUACAAGCGAAAUUACCUCAGGAUACGCGAAAUCGAAUUCUGAUCCUUUUCUGCGACAUUAUUGUUCUAAACGAUCGUCUCUGGAGAGAGUACGGGCAAGAAAUCUUCACGCUUUGGUUACGAAUGCUUCCGAAUUUGCUCAAGAAGAAAGUUAUAGAUUUCAAUGUGCUGAAGGCAUUACUCUGCUUGGCCAAACAGAAGAACACAAUUUUUCUGCACAGCUUGGAGGAGAACGUAGAGGACAUCGUGGCUAAUGUUGGCGCUAUUAAGAUGUUGAACGAGGAGUACCAGAACGAGGGCUUGGUUUUGCUAAUCAAUUUGCUAUUUUGGAUUAGCAAAAGGGACACGUUGGAGAAGCUUUUGCAACCUGAACGAAUCAAUUUGAUGAAAAUUGACGCUGACAUUAAAGCUUACUUUAAAAGCACACUCGAGACACGAUUAGCUAAUUUGUAAAAUUAAAUCCUAUCAAAACUAU
Molecule: messenger RNA, 2184 nt
Organism: Armigeres subalbatus
Lineage: Eukaryota; Metazoa; Arthropoda; Insecta; Diptera; Culicidae
Product: testis-expressed protein 10 homolog
Exons: 4
Coding region: 117-2162 (681 amino acids)
Cellular component (GO): nucleus; MLL1 complex
Source: RefSeq, a predicted model, not a curated record